Molecule: messenger RNA, 5140 nt
Organism: Octopus bimaculoides (California two-spot octopus)
Lineage: Eukaryota; Metazoa; Mollusca; Cephalopoda; Octopoda; Octopodidae
Biological process (GO): protein phosphorylation
Molecular function (GO): protein tyrosine kinase activity; ATP binding; protein binding
Source: RefSeq, a predicted model, not a curated record
CAUAGAGGAAUUAGUAUGGAUUUUAUUAUUAGCUUUUCUGAAAGGGGGAAAAACUUCUUUAUCUUUUUUCAGUGUGAACCCAUAGAUUUUCUACAUUAUGGCAUCAAUACCCUGAAAAAGAUUCUUCCUGGUGUAAAAACAGACAAGUCAGGUGGAUCACUGAAGAAAAACCUGAAAGCCACUGAACAGUCAUUGACAUGUUUGAUUAAUGAGAAAUCACUGAUCCUUUAUAACAAAUUAGGAAAUGGUUCAUUUGGAGUUGUCCGAAAGGGUGAUUGGACAAUGCCUUCUGGAGUGAAGAGUUUAGUUGCUGUGAAAAUUCUCCGUCAUGAUAUUCUUGCAUUGCCUGGAGGAUUUGAAGAUUUUGUAAAUGAAGUGAAUGCUAUGCACUCUUUAGACCAUGAAAAUCUGAUACGUCUCUUUGGUGUUGUUCUUUCAUCUCCCUUAAUGAUGGUUACAGAAUUAGCACCACAAGGAGCUCUUUUAGACAAGCUGCGUCGUCAUGAUUCUCAAAAGCUGUUAAUAAGCACACUCUGUGAUUAUGCUAUUCAAAUAGCGAAUGGCAUGAGUUACUUGGAACUGAAGCGUUUUAUUCACAGAGAUCUUGCCUGCCGUAAUGUGUUACUUGCCACCCCAGAAAUAAUUAAAAUUUGUGACUUUGGUUUAAUGCGAGCUUUACCUAGUCAAGAAGACCAUUAUGUUAUGUCAGAACAGAAAAAACUUCCAUUUGCAUGGUGUGCACCAGAGAGUUUAAAAUCUCGGCAGUUCUCUCAUGCUAGUGAUACAUGGAUGUUUGGUGUGACUCUCUGGGAGAUGUUCACUUUUGGUCAAGAACCAUGGAUGGGUUUCAAAGGAUCUGAAGUCCUUUAUAAGAUUGAUAUAAAUGGUGAACGUCUCAGUCCUCCAGAGUAUUGUCCCUCUCAUAUUUACCAAAUAAUGCUGCAAUGUUGGGCCAACAAAGCACAAGACAGACCAACAUUCUUAGCUCUCAGAGACUAUCUUACAAAGGUUAGGCCCAAAGAAAUGAAAGCAACACAGAACUUUUCUGAACCGGACAAAUUAGAAAUUGAAGAAAAUGACCAUAUUGUUGUGGUAGAAGGACGGUCAGAGAAUUUCUGGUGGAAAGGUCAGAAUAAAAGAACUGGUGAAUUAGGCAUGUUUCCAAGACAUUUAGUGAAUCCUCAAAGAAGACUGGCUGGUGAAGACAUCAGCAAACCCUUGAAGAACAGUUUUAUCCACACUGGUCAUGUUGAUGUUAGUGGCAACUUUUGGGGCAAUCCUGUUUCUAUUGAUGAAGUUUACCUACGUAAUCCAAUGGAACCUGAAGACAUCCAUGGUGAUCCAAAUCAAGUAGAACCAACAAAUUUACCCGAUAGGAGAGGCCAGUUUGCUUACCAAUCUUUAAAUCUUGGGCGCCACUUUAAUUAUUCAAAACUGAAAGAUGAUUCAGUCAAACUAAAUUCACCAGUGAAAGAAGCAACACAAUCAUCUGUCAAGCCAGUGCCAUUACCAUCUACGCCAAAUUUUAAAUCAAAAACAACAUCUCAUCUUCCAAAACAACAGGCUGAAACAGACGAAAAACCUUUAAUUGAUUUGGAAAAUGAAUGUGAAUCUUUAAAAACCCCACUUCCUUGCCGAGCCUCUCAAAAUUCUUUAUCCCUUUUUGAUUCAUUACUGACUCGGGAUAAUGCCAAUGACUCUGUUGAGGGCCACUUGCCCAGAGCACUGCUAGAUGUUAAUAAAUCAACAGAUCCAUUUGAACUGGAUUCAAACUUGAAAAAAUAUGUCAAAAGUAGCUCUCUCACAUCACAAGGAUUUUCAAAUUUUAACUUUGAAUCCCAUGAAGAUAUAUCUCCGGCUUUAGUUUCCUGUCCUUCUACCUCUACAAAUGUAACUACUGUGAAUAACAAACCCAAAAUUCCAAAUCAAACUCCAUGUUUUUCUAACAUUCAAUCAAAAAAUUCAACCAGACAAGCAUCCUUCAUUCCUUCUUCUUAUUCAUUAUACUAUUCUUUGCCUCCAUGUGAAGAACAAAUCAACCAUGUAUCCCCGAAAAAGUCAGGAUCCAGCCUUCAAGAUGCUCAAGCAACAUCAGUGUAUCAUGGAAUGUCAGCUGGAGAACCUUGCAAUAAUGCUUUAUAUGGAAAUGUCAGCCCCACUUCCCCCAAGAGUAGUGAGCAGUCCGUAAAAACUAAUAAAGCAUUUGAUUGGUUAAAUGAUGCACUGAGUGACCUAUCAGUAAGUAGAUCAGAUAAGAAUAAUAGAGUUCUUCAUAAUUCAGGUGUACCACCAUUGUAUGAUGAAGUGCCACAAGAACAACCUCCACCGCCACCUGUGAUUAAUAAACUUGCUGCAAGUUCCCAUGGUAAUCCAUUCCCAUUAUAUGAUGAAGUCCCCAGAGAAGAGGUGAGAAAAGACACCUCUAGUUCAAUUUAUGGCAACUGUCCUCCAGUCAACAGUGAAAGGUUUGAAGCUGUACAAAAGGUAGAACUAACUCAGUCUAUGGAGGAGGAAAAUACGUGGUCGUCGGAUUCAUUUGAUUCUUUUGAUUCUGAUGAGGAGUUUGAAAAUGAAGUACCCAGAGUUGAACCACCACCCCCUCUACCCCGUCGGGAUUAUGACAAUGAUGGGGAGGAGGGUUGUCAUAGACCUUCAGGCUGUGAACGUAAUCAACACACUGUAAGCCUUCCUCAGAAGGCUUGCAUCUAUCCUGUGAAACAGGAUGGCAAACAACUGAGCCACACACACUAUUUUCUAAUUCCCCCACGACAGACUGAUACAAAGCCCACGCAAUGUAAUACUGCUGAAGUCAAACCAUUUGCUGUUGGUGGUCUUCAAGUUGACUCAAUGUCUUCCUCUGACAAAGAAGACCACUCUUUACAAUACCAAAAUAUCACAGCUACCAGCACACCAACUUGCUCCACAUUGACUGUGUCUUCAUCUCAGCAGCAUGGAGCAUCAUCUUCAUCUACAACCUCUAGCCCAUCCUCAUAUAUUACUCUUGAGCAAAAAUCAAUGUCUGCUCCAAGCCACCUUCCAAAAUUGAAACAGAACAGUAACAGCACAAAAUACCAGUCUCACUCUAAAGUCAGCUCAAUACAAAAACAUUCCUCUUCUCUUCACCAAUCUUCCUCUCCCAAACAAACUUUUGGAAUGUCUUCUCCUCAGGAGAAAGUCUACCAAGUUCAGAAUAAAGUGUUGGGAGUUACUGAUGAGGAAUGUCAUGCAGCACUCUGUAAAUGCCAGUGGGAUGUUGAUGGUGCCAUUCGGUAUCUGAAAGUAGAACAGCUUUUCCGACUGGGUCUUACAUCUCGUGAACAGUGUGAGAGCCUAUUAAAGAGUAUGCAGUGGGAUCUUGAGAAAGCAAGCUCUUUACUUUGGGUAGGAUAUAAACAUAAAAUUCAGUGUGAGUCAAAUGUAUAAGCUAUGUUUUAGGUUAUGAAAGGAAUGGAAAUCUACUUGAGCUCACACAUCUCUUCACCAUGGAAGUUCUUUCGUUCUCUUCCUUUGGCCUGACAGAAAUUCAAGCAGUGUAUUUUUGCCAUAUGUAUUUUACAUGCACAUUUACAUAUUUGCAUACAUAACUAUAUAAACAUAUGCGUUCAUAUAUGUUUCACACUAUCAGAAACAUGAGCUACUGUAUGCAAGUACUUGUAUGCAUUGAUGUACACAUCAAAGCAUGUAUUUUUAUGUGCAGCUCGUCAGCUAUGCUAAUGAAACAACACACUGUUAGCAAGAAAGACAAGUUUUGGAAACCUCUAACUUAUUCGCUUGUCUUUGAAAGAAUAACUCUCCUAUUUUUGGAAAGAAUCUAGUAUCCUAUUUGGAAUACCUUUACCAUAAUUAUUUUGACACCCUUCAUACAUGAUAAUUGUAGGAUGUGAAAGUAGAGAUUGAGGAUUUGAAUUAAAUGAAUCAGUUUGGUGUUUCUGCAUCACUUCACUCUCAUCUCAUUGGUUGAUGUCAGAAUAAUAAGUAAAUUUGCAAACUGGAAUCAAACCUUAUUCCUCUGUUUUGCAGUCCAUAUAUUACCAUUUAGCUUACAUAGCCGUCCCUUUGAUAAAGAUCAUAAAUUUUUUUUUUCUUGCAGUCUAUUUUCUAAAGUAUAUUCACACAACACCACAUACACAAAUAUCAGUGCAGUUCUUUGCUUUUCUAUUAGAAUGGAAUAUAUUAUUUAGAAUAGGUUACUGAGUUGUGCAGAAUCAGAGACUGAUCUAAGUUUUGACCUCUAGAUGCAUUGUGUCCACUUUUGAAAAUAAGCAGUAUUUUGUCCUUAACAUUUUGUCAAAUAGAAAUGUAAUGCAAGGCAUAUAACACAAAUGACUUUACCUUUAAUAAGCAUUUGUUUCUGUUAAUGGCCAUGAUCGUAAUGACUUAUAGAAACAAAUGCUUAUUUAGGUUACUCAACUUCCUUGUAUAAAAUAUGUAUAUGUAUAUAUAUAUAUGCAUAUAUAUAUAUAUAUAUAUAUAUAUAUAUAUAUAUAUUUGAAGAAUAUUGUGUGUGGGCAUUAAGGGGCUAUUUCUUAUGAAACUGAAGCAAAUGGGAGACCAUAGCAUUAUUCCCCAUACUCUAGUUAGAGCCUAUGAUUAAGGUAACUAGAAAUAUUUUAGACAUAUUAGAAAAAAUACCCAACAGACAAUGUGCUACUGUUAAGGAUAGAAAGCUUGUAUGUUGUUUAUUGUUGAUAGUAGCCAUAUAUAAAUGUAUUAACCUGACCAAAAUUGAUUUUAUGUGUGUCUGUGUGUAUGUAUGUGUGUGUAAGUUUGUGUAUGAAUGUAUAUAUUUACACAUAGACACACAAACACAUCUAUUUAUAGUUAGUUUUUUUUCCGUAUGCAUACACACACAUCCACUUGUGUGUGAAUGUGUGUUCAGUUUAUUUAUCUUUUAAGAAUCUCAGUCCCCUUUACAAAAAAAAAGCUGAAAACUGUAAAUUUCUGGGAAGUUCAUCACAAACCUUAACUUAGUAAUCUGAGAUGUGAAUUGUCCAAUCCCUAUUCUUUCUUUUCCUACCGCCCAGCCGCAGUCUCCAGCUGGAGAGGAAGAUAUUUCAGAUAAAUUGUACAAUAACAAGAAUAAUAAAUGAUAAUAUUAAUAAUAAUAACAGCGACAAUAAAAUUGUAUGUAGAAAAGUUU